AUGGCAACUCCUGCACAGUUAGGAUUAAUAGAUGCGGCUUCGCCCGUAAUGGAAGAAAUAAUUUAUUUUCAUGACCAUGUAAUGUUGGUUUUAAUUCUAAUUACAUGUUUGAUCUUUUAUAGGAUACUAGUGCUUAUAUUUUCUAAAUAUAUUUAUCGGUUUUUAACUGAUGGGCAUGUAAUCGAGACGGUAUGAACUGUAAUUCCGGCAAUUAUUUUAGUUGUAGUUGCAUUACCCUCUUUAAAGUUACUUUAUUUAACGGAUGAGUUAGAUAACCCACAAUUAACGAUUAAGAGUGUUGGGCAUCAAUGGUAUUGGAGCUAUGAGUACACAGAUUAUUAUGAUAUUGAAUUUGAUUCAUAUAUACUUCCUAUUGGUGAUUUAGUGGGUGGGGAUGCCCGGUUAUUGGAGGUAGAUAAUCGUGUUGUGCUUCCUGUUGAUACUUCUGUACGAGUACUAGUGACUGCUGCUGAUGUAAUUCAUGCUUGAACUGUGCCUGCGUUAGGUUUAAAGAUAGAUGCUGUACCUGGGCGGUUGAAUCAAUUAGCACUGCAGUGUAGCCGUGUUGGGACUUUUUAUGGUCAAUGUUCUGAAAUUUGUGGGGCUAAUCAUAGUUUUAUACCUAUUGUAAUUGAAGCUGUUCCUGUUGAUGUCUUUGAAAGUUGAUGUGAUGGAAUACUAGAUUCUGAUU
Messenger RNA from Branchiostoma belcheri (Belcher's lancelet), 691 nucleotides. Lineage: Eukaryota; Metazoa; Chordata; Leptocardii; Amphioxiformes; Branchiostomatidae. The record is from the annotation of a RefSeq genome assembly.